AUGGCUUCAUCUAAUGGUUUUUUUUACCACUUAACCUAUUUUCUGGCUGCUGGUGCUGUUAGUUUAGGAAUUGGUUUCUUCGCUUUGGCAUCAGCUUUGUGGUUCCUGAUUUGCAAAAGAAGCCUGAACUUUGAUGGUGCAAGAAUGAAAGCAGAGAAACAACAAAGGAAAAAAGAAGCAGAACAUGUAAAAGCAAUUGAAAAUCACCCUAAAGAUGAACUCCACCAAACAACAAAAAACAUCUGCAACCACCCAGAGACUAGCUCAGCAACCAUCUGCAGCAGCGUUGCAGUAAGCUUAUCAACUUUACCAUCGAAUUCGAAUUCUUAUUGUAGCCAAAGCCUAGAAGCAGCUGAUGACUGGUUUUCUGAUGAUUCUCUAGCAAAAAGGAAUUCUCCAAAGUCUUUACUCACAGAACCUCUUGUGGAAAAAGUCUUUUCAUACUUGUCAACCAUUUCAUUAGAAGAAUAUACUGGAAAUGUAGGGGACACAAUACUUUAUGAUAAUCGAAAUGAUGGCCACAUUAAGGAAAUAUUUGCAGGAAGAAACACAGAGGUCAAUAUAUAAAACUUAACCUAAUGUGGAAUGAUACAUUUUCUCUUUUGAA
Messenger RNA from Dipodomys ordii (Ord's kangaroo rat), 607 nucleotides. It is a transcript of the gene CUNH1orf185, whose product is annotated as chromosome unknown open reading frame, human C1orf185. Lineage: Eukaryota; Metazoa; Chordata; Mammalia; Rodentia; Heteromyidae. The record is from RefSeq and is a predicted model, not a curated record. The coding region runs from base 1 to 567 and encodes 188 amino acids. The transcript is spliced from 5 exons.